AUGCCUUCUGCUGUGACGAUUGUCCUCCUGAUGGGGGCGCUGACGGUCGACUCGGCCUUUGCUCAGCUUGGAAAUAACGAGAGCCUCAGUGCUGACUCUGGGGAGCAUCAGACGGAAUACGACAAGGAGGAGUUGAGGACCAUGUGUUCCAACAUGGAGCUGGAGGAAUGUGAAAGUGACGUGGACGGGAUUUUCCGUCUGAAUGACAUCAGCUGUGUCAAAGUAUUAACCAUGGAAAAGGAUUUCGCCAACGCGGAGAUGGUGUGUCAAGCUUUGGGAGGAGAUGUGGUCAAAGUGCAAAACGAGGAGGAGCACAGGAAGCUGCUGUGUAUGAUGUUACGGCUCUUCCCACGGCGACUCCACUACUGGAUCGGUGCUGAAAGAGGAGCGGAUGAUGGUUUCCACUGGUCUGACGGCAGCGGACCAGUGAGGUUUGCUCCGUGGAGCGAAGGUCAACCCGACAGAUCCAACAACGACGAGCAUUGCGUGAUGAUGAACUUUGGCACCUGGGGUCCGUGGAACGACAUCUCGUGUGACGCCAUGGCUUCUGUGGCGUGCCAGAUGGCGAUGUGAUGGUUGGCCUCCACGUGAGCAGGCGUUAAAUAAAG
Doryrhamphus excisus (bluestripe pipefish) is the source of this 608-nucleotide messenger RNA. Its product is annotated as C-type isolectin Sp-CL4-like. The record is from RefSeq and is a predicted model, not a curated record. Lineage: Eukaryota; Metazoa; Chordata; Actinopteri; Syngnathiformes; Syngnathidae.